This is a messenger RNA of Poecilia reticulata (guppy), 2287 nucleotides long. The record is from RefSeq and is a predicted model, not a curated record. Lineage: Eukaryota; Metazoa; Chordata; Actinopteri; Cyprinodontiformes; Poeciliidae.
AUGCGGUACGGCGUCCGUCCCGAGAACGUGAUCAUCUACGGGCAGAGCAUUGGCACGGUGCCCUCGGUGGACCUCGCCUCUCGCUACGAGAGUGCCGCAGUCAUCCUCCACUCCCCGCUCACUUCUGGCAUGAGAGUGGCUUUCCCUGACACCAAGAAGACCUACUGUUUUGACGCCUUUCCAAACAUCGACAAGAUUUCCAAGGUGACGUCGCCAGUCCUCUUGAUCCACGGUACCGAGGACGAGGUCAUCGACUUCUCCCACGGGCUGGCGCUGUACGAACGCUGCCAGCACCCAGUGGAGCCCCUCUGGGUGGAGGGCGCCGGACACAAUGACAUAGAGCUCUACGGACAGUACCUGGAGAGGCUCAAACAGUUUGUUGCACACGAGCUGGUCAACUUAUAGAGCCGCUUGAAAUAAGAGAAGCAGGAAAGAAACCUGCAGUUUUACAGACGGCCUGAGUUAUCGUUUCUGAAUUAUUAAACGGGGAAUCGGUGUCUGUCUGUCUUCAACUGACUUGGUGGCGACUCUCUUCACUUAGUCGAGACGCUCCCCCCCCCCCACUCCCCUCGUUUGGCUUUCCACAGGAUUACCCUGAUCCUUUUUUCCCCACUAGAAACCUCACCUCCACAUAAAUCCUUAUUUUUUGCUUUUAGAUCUGCUUAUGUUGGACACUGCAGUUUGCGACUGUGAUAGAAGGGCGAAGAAGACAUGUGCAAGGACAAUAUUGGAGUUAAUACAGUAAUUACAAAAUAAUUAAGUGUCAUAUUCUGUUCCUGCCUUAUAAGAGAAGGUUUGUGGUUCUUAAUGGACACUUGCAUUCCAGGAAAUGGCCUUUCUACAGACUAAUUAGUCUAAAUCGACUGAACUCCAUAUUAUCCUACUCACUGCGUCUGAUUAUUGGUUCCAUCUCCUCCGAGGACUCCCGUUUGUGUUUUAUUUUUCUUUUUUUUUCUUUUUACAGAACAUGUCAGUUUUGCACAUAUUGUCACUUAAGAGUUGAACUAGACAAACUUUAACACUUCACCCAUCUGUGCCAGUUUUGCCAAAUGUUUUAAUACGUUUCAGAACCCUGUGUAAAUAACAAAGAGUGCAACUUGCCGUCAUCUCCGUGUCUCUGUAAAAUGUAAAUGGUACAGCUUGAUUAUAAAUCCUUUAAGUUAAGACAGUGAUCAGCAGUGAAAGGGUUUGGUUAAAUGCUUGAGAGUUGGUUCUUUCCAGCCACUUGAAAGGUUGUAACUUUUUAGUUUGAUUUGAAGUAUUGUUGAUUUAAGACACCCAUCCUCACACUGCUGGACAUAAUAGUUGUCAGAUCAUGCUGGGCACAUCUGUGGACAAAAAUCUGACCUUUUGGUAAUAAUGAUUCACCAGUAUAUAGAAAAAACAAUUAUGAAUCCCAGUUUUGUGCAAUUUCUGCCUCUGGGUUGUAAUGUAUCGAAAACAACAAAUAAUAAUGAUAUGUCUACUUUAUGUAACUGGGUUAGAUUAGUGUAUCUUUUUUUUCCUAAUACACACAGAAACGAAACUACUGUGACAGCUGCUGUCAGUUCUAGUCGACCACUAUUGCUGUUCAGGAUGAAUUAGGAUCACUGCUAGUCUUUGUAUGUUUUUCAGUUUCAGGAAGUGGCUAAAAAUAUUACAAUGGGUUAUUUGGGGUCGAAGUAUUAUCAUCUUCCUCCAGCAUAUUUACACUGGACAAUUUUUACUCCACACAUGGUUCUCGAGUCUCCACUGUACUGAAACAAUGAGCUAUUUCAAAGUGAUUAGCUCUGCAUCCAGGGACUCAGUCAUGGCCAAAAUGUUUGUGUCAAUUUAAUCUUUCUUCACCAUAACGUUUUCUGAAAUCAUUGUUUUCCUUUUGCUCUUUUGCGAGAGCCAAAAUAGAGCUCCCGUCUUGCCGUCAAACCCUUAAAAUGAAAAUGUCAAAGUGCUGCUGUGUGCCAUGGACAGCGUUUACUUUUUUUUUUUGUACUUUUUCGUUUUGUCUUUUUUGGCAUGCAAGCAUUCAAUUGCAAAAUACUUUUUUCCCCUUCUGGUUAUUUUAAGUCUUUGGACACUUGAAUUGUUUGUUUGUUUGUUUGUUUGUUUGUUUGUUUUUUUGUUGCAGUUAACAAUAAGCCAAUCGGUGCUACUGUAAAACCUUCAGGUCUGACCGGCUGCCUGCUAAAAGAGCAGAAGCAACUAGCCUUUUGUCAGAUUGACCAAGAUCCUUGCCAGGAUUGGGGAACCUCCUCUUUUUACGCGCUCAUGUGUUUUUUUUUUUUUAUUGUAUUUUUAUUUUUGAUCU